AUAACACAAAAAUAAAAUUAUUUUAACAUGUCGACACUCCUUGCAAGCCCUAUGGGAUAGUUCUACUCUAUCUGGUAGGGCCACUAUGAGGUGGAAUCAACUCGACAGCAACAGUUUUCUUUAUGCUAUAAUGGCUUCUAAAUUUGGUUCUAGGUUCAAUGACAAAGAUGGAUUUUGUUUGAAUUACUUCAUCUGAAAAAAUCAAUUUAUCUCACACAUAAUGGCUUUGUAUACUAAAGUUUUACCUGGUGAUAACUUCUGAAACUUAAUAACUAUUCUGAUGGUUCUUCCUACAAUACACUUCCUUAAUGGCAUGGAUGGAUAAGGAAAACCUAACAGUCAUAAAGGAAUUCAUACUAAUGGGGAUCACAGACCGCCCUGAGCUCCAGGCUCCAUUCUUUGGGUUGUUCCUCAUCAUCUACAUGAUCUCAGUGGUGGGCAACUUGGGCAUGAUCAUCCUCACCAAAAUGGACUCCAGGCUAAAAACACCCAUGUACUUUUUUCUCAGACAUCUGGCUUUUACUGAUCUUGGAUAUUCAACUUCUGUGGGACCCAAAAUGUUGGUAAAUUUUGAAGAGAAUCAAAAUACAAUCCCCUAUAAUUGGUGUGCUAUACAGCUAGCUUUCUUCAUAAUGUUCAUCGUUAGUGAACUUUUCAUUCUAUCUGCAAUGACCUAUGACCGCUAUGUGGCUGUCUGUAACCCUCUGCUCUACAAAGUUAUCAUGUCUCAAACAGUAUGCUGGGGUCUGGUGAUAGUUCCCUAUCCCUACAGUGCCUUUCUCUCUCUCCUGACCACAAUAAAGAUUUUUAUUUCUUCCUUCUGUGGCUAUAAUGUCAUUAGUCAUUUCUACUGUGACAGUCUUCCAUUAUUAAUAUUGCUGUGCUCAAGCGCACUUGAUGUUGAACUGAUAGUACUGAUCGGUUCAGCACUUACUUUAGUUUCAUCCUUUCUGGUAGUUCUUGUGUCCUACAUGUCGAUCCUGGCAACUAUUCUUAGGAUGAACUCUGCAGCAGGGAGGUACAAGGCCUUCUCCACUUGUGGAUCUCACCUGAUAGUAGUAUUUGUGUUAUACGGGACUCUAUUCUUUAUGUAUGUGCAACCCAAAUCCAGCCAUUCCUUUGAUACCGAUAAGAUGGCCUCUGUAUUUUACACUGUGGUAAUACCUAUGCUGAAUCCCUUAAUAUACAGUUUGAGGAACAAAGAGGUAAAAGGUGCCUUGCAGAGGAUAUUGAAAAAUUUAUCCGACAUUCCUAUUUAA
This is a messenger RNA of Loxodonta africana (African savanna elephant), 1259 nucleotides long. RefSeq names its product olfactory receptor 8K3-like. Gene Ontology annotation, molecular function: odorant binding; olfactory receptor activity; G protein-coupled receptor activity. Gene Ontology annotation, biological process: G protein-coupled receptor signaling pathway; sensory perception of smell. The record is from RefSeq and is a predicted model, not a curated record. The transcript has a single exon. NCBI's taxonomy places the organism in Eukaryota, Metazoa, Chordata, Mammalia, Proboscidea, Elephantidae. Gene Ontology annotation, cellular component: membrane. The coding region runs from base 309 to 1259 and encodes 316 amino acids.